Messenger RNA from Darwinula stevensoni, 1104 nucleotides. The record is from the annotation of a GenBank genome assembly. NCBI's taxonomy places the organism in Eukaryota, Metazoa, Arthropoda, Ostracoda, Podocopida, Darwinulidae.
AUGACGAAGUCGCUGGGAUCCAGACUCUUCUACUUGAGCGUUCCGUUGGCUCUGUUGAACAUCGUGGCACUCCUGUGGUUCUUCCCGUCGAUGUAUGAAUGCCCGAGAUGGCUUCUGCAGCGUUUCCGGUACGGGAACGAAGAUAUAAGGGGGUUGCGACUGCUGCGGCAGGUUCGGAGGACCAAGUCCUCGGUGGAUUCGGUCGAGACGAUACCGCAGUUUUGGCCGGAGUUCCCCCUGACCCCCGAACAGUGCGAGAACGCGACGUUCGUCACCUCGAAGAACCGCGGCCGCCUCGGCAACACGAUCGCGGAGUACAUCACCGUCUUCUCCUACGGGAGGAAGCACGGGAAGAUCCCCGUGCUGAGUGGCACCCUGCUGGAGGAUCUCCUUCCACUAUUCCCCCAUUUGACCCUGCGUCGGGAGAAUGAGACCGGGUGCCACCCGAGGAACUGGACCGAGGCGGCCGUCAGCGAUCCGUACGGACUGAUUCAGACGCCGUGGAACGAUACGGAGUUCGUGAAGGAGAAGGACGUGUUUCUCACCCGUUAUCCUUUCGAUGGUAAAUUAUAUCAUGAAUUCAGGAGGGACUGGAUGCCUGAAUUUAAGUUCGACGCGGAGCUGAUGCACGAAGUGCGAUCCUUCUUUUCAUCCCUGUCUGCCAAAUACGGAAGAAACUCGAUAUUCAUCGGGAUUCACGUUCGCCGCACGGAUCAGAUCGACCACAAUCGGCACUGGUUCUGCGCCGAACCCGUGUCGGCUGCGUAUUACAGGCGAGCCAUGGAGCACUUCGGCCUGCUCUUCCCCAACGUCGUCUUCGUCCUCACCAGCGACGAAAUGGACUGGUGCAAGGAAAACAUCCGAAGCGUGGACGAAAGCAUGCCCGUGGUGUUCGUGGAGGGGAGGGGGAGGGACUUCGACUUCGCCCUUCUCUCCAAUUGCGACCACAGCAUCGUCUCCGUCGGGACUUUCAGCUAUUUCUCGGCCUACUUCGCCGGGGGUCUCGUCGUCGCUCCCAAGAUUGUCUCGGAGAAACCGCAACACAUUGACUUCCAAGUGUCUCAGACCGGAUUGGAAAACUGGAUAUUCGUCAACAAUGAUUGA